Parnassius mnemosyne (clouded apollo) is the source of this 3774-nucleotide messenger RNA. Lineage: Eukaryota; Metazoa; Arthropoda; Insecta; Lepidoptera; Papilionidae. The record is from the annotation of a GenBank genome assembly.
AUGAAUUCUUUCAACGCUCCCACAACGCAAAUUAAUGCCAUUGAUAAAAUGACGACUGUGAAAUGUAAAUCCGUAGAUCUUGAGGGAUAUGUUAUCAUUGUAGUCCAGACGAAGGAUAAUAAGAUUAAACUCUAUGGGUCCCCUUCAGCGGGUAAUUGGGACAAUCUGGAGCUCGCUGACGAGAUAAUGGAUGUGAACGAGACCCGGCUCGAAGACAUGACGAGGACUGAGGUGCUGAGCCACAUACACGAGUGUAUAUCGUCCUGUGUGAUCAAACUACGAGUGAAAAGAAGAAGUGAGACCAAAUUACUAUCGGACAUCGGUCACAACAUCGUCCAGGAUGCGUUCCUCAUCGCGGUGGAGGAGCAGGCCCGCCAGCGGCUGCAACGCCUCUCGGCGCUUAAGCGGAUCACACCUGUUGAUAUGUCCAAGUUGUCACUAGAGUUAAACCGAAAGAAACGGACGCUACCGGAGAACAGACAGGAGUUAAACGGCUACAUUGCAAACUCAGCAGUCUAUGUUACAUCAAUUAACGAAAAUGGCGCUAUAGAAAGCAAACCUACGAUAUCCUCACCAAAAUCACAGCCGAAAUCGCUUCAGGCAAAGCCCGCGCCCGUUAUAGCGAACGGUGUUGCGGAGAAUAAGAAAGAGGUAGAAGUUAAGGAAGAGAAAGACGAACCGGAGAAACACGUAAAGGAUUCAAGUGAAAAAUUGAAGAUUAAAGUGGAGUGUGAAGUGAAAAUAGAAAGUGAAGUGGCUAGUGCGAAAGAUGUUGUCAAAAGUGACGCGUUGAGUGUUGCGAGGGAGCAUUUAAGCAACGGUAGAUGUGAGAAACUGCUGGGUGAACAGCCUGAUCACAGAAUACGGGCUACAGCUAUCAUUGAAAACAAUAAAUUAGGACCAGGAGAGAAUAGGCCGCGGAGGCGAUCUGGUUCCAGCAUUGUGGUGCUGGGCGCUGAGGACGAAAAGCGACCGCCGCCGGAUGACGAGACAGAGAUGCUCACCAUGCUCUCACUCUCUUCGGACACCGGUCCCCACCGCGAGAUGCCGGUGGAUGUUCCGGAGAACUUUAUAGCGCGGAACAAAACACCACCCCGCUACCCGCCGCCUCGACCUCCUCAGGUACGUCUCCGUACUAGAGACGACGAGCCCCUACUCUCCUCUGGAGGCUCCGGGACGAGCUUUGGGAGCAAGCAAAGCACAGUACUUCAAAGCACUAUAGAUAUAUCAGGGCCCAGUUCUGACGGUUCCGGCAGUUUCAAGAACAAUAGUACCAUCGAAUUACUCUCCCUACCUCAGAGCUCCGACGGUUCCGGUGUCAGCUUCGGGAGUAAAAAGAGCAAAGGCUCUUUGGAAACCGCCAAAUGCGACCUGGUCUCUGAAAGGUCGGAAUCGGUCGCCUCGAACACUACUCACAAUCUGAGCGAUCAUAAGAUCCAACUUCUCAUACCUAAUGGUCAAGAUUCAUUGUUAGAUUGUAGGGAGGGAGUCACCUACUCGGCGAGAACGGACUCAGUGCUGAUCAGGGAAGCGGUGUACGCUUCGUACAAGCUCCCCCCCGGCUUCGACACUACACCUGUCCUGCUCGGAAGGGAGGUAGCAGUGGAUGUGCCAGAAAAUUUCGUCCAAAUUGUCAAAACCACGCCCAAAUAUCCCGGUACCGUGGACAGAAAGAGUGUGUUUCAGCAGGUGAAUGGCAACGCGAAGGCUGCGGCUCCCGCGGUUCCUCCCCGGGAGGUUCCUCGGGACGCGCCUCCGAGACCGCCAGCACUCGACGUCACACGGGACCAGAUUGAAUCCAUCCGGAAAUAUCAGGAGCAACUACGUCAACGCAAAGAAGCAGAAGAGAGGAUCGCAGCGCAGAAUGAGUUCCUCCGAACUUCCCUUCGCGGCUCGCACAAGCUGCAGGCCCUGGAGUCCACGCCGCCUUCUUCGGCCACCGCAUUUGUCAACGAUGCGUAUGAAGAAGAUAUCAGUGAAGAGGCCUCCCCGCUUUAUACUAUUGUCGACUAUGAGGACGUCGUAGCGGCUCUAGCCCGCCUGCAGUCCGCACUGACGUCCGGCGGUGCGGGAGGGGCGGCGCGGGCGGUGGCUGCAGCGGCUGCGCUGCUCGCGGGCACGAGCGGGCCGCUGCGCGCGACUCUGCGUACGCGUGCCGCCGUGCUGCGGGUGCGCCCGCUACCACCGCCCGUUAGCCGUGCGGCCGACAGGCUCAGAGACUGCAUAGACACACUGGGACCAUUAGCGUCGUCGGGUAGCGAAAGUUCAGCGCUGGCCGCUGAACUGCUGUCACUGCUCGGGGGAUUGGAGCUGGAGAGCCUCAUACAGGCGCAUGACCAGGCCGCAGCGUUAUUAGACCCCGCCUGCUUCUCUCGGGGGAAGAGAUAUAAGACUGGAAACGCGAAUCACAAAGGCGAGAACGACAAAGCGGUAUCUACGUCGCCGGACAGCGGGAGCGAGCAGAUUAAGAUAAUCAAGAUCGAGAAGACUAACGAACCACUGGGUGCUACGGUUAGAAAUGAGGGAGAAGCGGUGAUAAUCGGCAGGAUAGUUAGAGGCGGCGCGGCGGAAAAAUCUGGCCUACUGCAUGAAGGUGAUGAGCUGCUGGAGGUGAACGGCGUGAGCAUGCGCGGCAAGUCGGUGCACGAGGUGUGCCAGGUGCUGGGCGCGCUGGCCGGCACGCUCACCGUGGUGCUGGCGGCGCCGCGCGCGCCCGCUCGCCCGCCGCACCCGCCGCCGCACCGCGUGCUGCACGUGCGCGCGCACUUCGACUACGACCCCGAGGACGACGUCUACAUACCCUGCCGCGAGCUCGGUAUUAGUUUUCAAAAGGGCGACGUGCUGCACGUGAUAAGUCGAGACGACCCGAACUGGUGGCAGGCGUUCCGUGAAGGCGAAGAGGACCAGACGUUAGCGGGACUGAUUCCUAGUCAAGCUUUCCAACACCAACGGGAAUCGAUGAAACUCACGCUAGCAGGCGAGGUUGCCGCCCGGGACAAACCACGCAAAGGCGGUACGUUGCUAUGCGCGAAAAAGCCUCCAAGGAAAAAGAAGGGCAAAAAGGCAACGAGUGAGGCCGGCUACCCGUUAUAUUCUACCUCAGGAGCGGAUGACUACGAGCAGGAAGAGAUCCUAACGUACGAAGAAGUAGCACUGUACUAUCCCCGUGCGUCACACAAACGUCCCAUAGUUCUAAUCGGGCCGCCCAACAUCGGACGACACGAACUGAGGCAGCGAUUGAUGGAGGACAGCUCGAGGUUUGCUGCGGCUGUUCCCCACACGUCCCGACCGCGAAAAGAUCACGAAGUGCCCGGUCAGGACUACCACUUCAUAUCGCGCACGCAGUUUGAGGCUGACAUACUUAACAGGAAGUUUGUGGAGCAUGGGGAAUACGAAAAGGCAUAUUAUGGUACAUCCCUUGAAGCGAUCCGCGAGGUUGUGAACUCUGGCAAGAUUUGCGUAUUGAACUUACAUCCGCAAUCGUUGCGGAUCCUGCGCAACUCGGACCUGAAGCCGUACACGGUGUUCGUGGCGCCGCCGAGCUUAGAGAAGCUGAGGCAGAAGAAGAUACGCAAUGGCGAGGCUUUUAAGGAGGAGGAACUUAAAGAAAUAAUAGCGACAGCUAGAGAUAUGGAACUCCGAUGGGGCCACUUGUUCGAUAUGAUUAUAAUAAACAACGAUACACAACGUGCCUACCAACAGCUUCUAAACGAAAUUAACAGUUUAGAAAGGGAGCCCCAAUGGGUCCCCGCGCAUUGGUUGAAACAGACCUAG